Messenger RNA from Bombus terrestris (buff-tailed bumblebee), 428 nucleotides. RefSeq lists its product as uncharacterized. Lineage: Eukaryota; Metazoa; Arthropoda; Insecta; Hymenoptera; Apidae. The record is from RefSeq and is a predicted model, not a curated record. Bases 28 to 405 code for a protein of 125 amino acids. The transcript has 2 exons.
GGUGGUCAUAUUUCCAUAACACCACAGAUGAUACUUGCAGCGAUAAAAAGACUUCACUUACGUAAAGUUUAUGUUCCAUCGAAUCUCAUUAGCGAAUAUUUACGUGGUUCCUAUCCAGUUGAAAAUAAUGCAAAAAUGUUUACCGAAGAAUUAAGGAGAAAAUUGGAUUGUGCUGUACGUGUUGGAUUAAUAUUAAAACACGGAGACGAUUUGUAUUAUUUACCUACUCUAAGGCAAAAAGCAAAUGCACUUAAAACAGCAUUUACUGCAUUUUGGGAGAUAUACAAAAACUAUCCUAAAUUCCGUAUCUCAAAAGCUAGGAAUCAAAACAAAAAUCAUUCUACAUUAAAGGAACGAACUAAAAACAGGAAAUAUUCCAAAAAUAAUGAUAACCACAGUAAAUAAAGACAUAAUGAAUUUUAAAUGAA